CCGACCCUUUGUUGUAAAGGCUACCCAACAGCCCUCCGAGUUUAGAGUCUACAUUGACGUUUUAUGGUGCAAGAAAUCGGAUGAUAUCAAAGAAGUAUUGGGGGGACUAACGUGUAUCUGGAGCCUCGUUCGCUCAUCCCGUUGAUGAGCUGCGCGUAUCGACGGAUUCGCGGAGGAAAAGGCACACAAAGACAGAGGGACCUAGCGAUACAGCGAGAGAGGCACCGCUGUGAGGCAGGCUACUCAUUUACGUGCGCACACGUUCGGGACAUUGAGAAAGCGAGUGAGUGAGGAGUCGUAAAUACGGCCAGGAAAAUGUCCGUGUAGGCUUAUUCGGAUGCAGAAUUAGUAGGGGCUUUGGAGUGAUGCUGGCACAUAUGCAUACUCCAUCUCGGGUAAUAAUCCCCAUCCACGCAACCAUCUUUUAAUCACCGGAGAGUAGCACUUGGAUCGGGGGUGCUUUGCCUCUGCGAAGCCUGCAUGCGUGCCUUCUAGGUCGCUUUUGUUUUCUUGUUUUUCGCACGAGACAUCCAACGAAAGGGAACGAAUUUAUUUCCAACUGAGGACUGCCGUGUCUGCACCGACGGUUUUCCAUCAUGUUGUCAGGCUAUCGGAUCGUACGGUGGUUGGGACCAUUCCAUAGUCAGCCUCACCUAACGUUCAUCUAUUUACUGUCCAUCUCGGCAUUGCUUGGGGUCCAUUCGUCGUAUCCACAGAGCGGUGAAUGUACAUCGGGCAAAGGAAAAGGCUGCGUUGGAACCAGGGUUAAACCUCAUCAAACACCAAAAACUGGGCCGAGAACUUCACCGAAAGACCUGUCGGAGAAGAAGAGCGACUUGCGGGUGUGCGACGCAGCCACGUGCCGCUUCGGGGGAACCUGUCGCGAUGACGGCUCGGACCUGAAGUGUGUUUGUCAGUUUCAGUGCCAUAGUAACUACAUUCCCGUCUGCGGCUCGAACGGAGACACCUACCAGAACGAGUGUUUCCUGAGGCAAGCGGCGUGCAAGCACCAGAAGUCUAUAUCCGUGGCCUCUGAGGGGCCCUGCUAUCCCGAUAGCAGUUCAGGAUCGGGAGACGGAGAAUACGAGGGAUCCGGAAGUGACUCGGGCAAGAAGGCCAACAAGUGUGGCAACUGCAAGUACGGAGCCGAAUGUGACGAAGAUGCCGAGGAUGUGUGGUGUAUGUGCAACAUCGACUGCAGUGGGCACAAUGAGAAUCCGGUGUGUGGGACGGAUGGGAACUCGUACACAAACCCCUGCCACGUGCGGGAGGCCUCCUGCAUGAAACAGGAGCAGAUUGACGUGGAACACCUCGGGAGGUGUCUAGAUAAAGGAAAGAAGGAUGUUCCGCCAGAUGUCUUUGCGGUUGUUAAGGAGAAGACGGAUUUGGGCAGCGGAAGGACCAAUGGCUGGAUGCCAGUGCCGUGUACAGAAAAGUACGCCGAAUUCUGUGUGCACGGGCAGUGCGAGAUGAACUUUAACGCCGUCUCAUGCAGGUGUGAGUCAGGCUACACCGGAGUGCAGUGUGACGUGCAGGACUUCAACAUCCUGUACGUGGUACCCAGUGGGCAGAAGCUCCACUACGUCCUCAUUGCGGCCAUCAUCGGGGCCGUGCAGAUCGCCAUCAUCGUGGGAGUCGUCAUGUGCAUCACCAGGAAGUGCCCCAAAAACAACAGGGGACGUCGGCAAAAGCAAAACCUUGGACACUUUUCUUCAGAUACUUCCUCCAGGAUGAUGUAGCUGUAAUUUUUUAUUUUAAUUUUUUAUACUUUUUUCGUACCAAGUGGAUUACAUUUUUAACGUAUCUAUUUUAUUUUUUCUGCUUUUUAACCUUGGGAGGAUGACAGAUUUUUUUGUUUUUUAAAUAUUAUUUUGAAAGAGGCCUUAUUUUUUUUCUUUACUGGACAUUAAGGUACUUCCUGAUGUUUGUGUUGUCCACUUACAUCAGGAGCAAGCUAUUGUGGGUUUAAAUGUUAUUUUUUUGGUACUUUUUUGAACUCUUUUGUUUGUUUCUUUUUGUUUUUUAAGUAGCUCUCGGCACACAUACCUUUACCACCACCUAAAUGGAUUUCUCGCUGUCUCUUGGAAUGUGCUACUCAUUGGGACCACUCAGAAAAUGGAUUUCUUGUCUUGAACUUUCGUUUUUUUUUCCAAGUCUUACUCUUUUUGCUUUUUAAAUAUUUUUGUUCUUCUUGUUUCCUUCGCAAAUCGAAUGCAGCUGAACACCAAAUGCAGUUGGACAUGAAUGAAAUGUGAGCCGAUGAUGUUUUAAAAAAGAAAAAAAAAGUUUACAAAAAGUUCUCUCUUUUGAAAAAGGAAUUCCAGCAAUGGAACACAAUGUGUUUUUUGACAUAGCUAAUCAUUUUUCGAUGUUGGAUCGUUUGUAGUUUUUUUAUGUUCUAAUGUUAUUGGUGUAACUGUUGUUGAUGUUGAAAUGAUCAUUAUUAUUGACUUUAAUUUAAUUCUAGACACUGCAUAUCGCAUGACCUGUGGAACUGUGUUCAGUGCUGUAGACUUGAUAGAAUUAAAUUCUCCGUCCUAUGAGUAGUUUUUGCUGCUUCCAUCUGAAUAUUAGUCACAUAAGAUGUCAGUUGCAUUUCUGUAUCUAAACAUGCUGCAUUGAAUGUGAAACCCACUGUAUGCUAAGGAGACUGACUUUGUGAAUGUUGGGAUCUGGCAAGAAGGACCGUAUCCACGGAGAUUUAACUAGUGGUGGGUUGUGUGUGAAUGUUUAAAAACAAGAUUAUAACACGUUUAAAAUGAUACGCUUCUUUUUUACAUGCUCCUUUUUAAUAGUAAAUGUGAAACUUAAACCUAAUGUUACUUACCAAGAUAACACUGACUAGACAUUGUCACACUCCGAAUUUUUGGUGGCAAUUCAAUUUGGUGUACUCAUACAACGACCAUCUAUGACAAGACUUGAACUAAUCUUUCAAAUUUGACAAGGUGAUCAAAUGUUCCAACUUCAAUAUUUGGGUAAUAAAUAUAGUUUUCAGUCUCAGUGCCUGAUUUCAGGCUUGACAGAGAAUAAAAACAUUGAGAACAUUUAGUCAUUAGGUUUCAGUUUCAGGAUAUCCUUCUACUAUCAGGCCUGAAUAAUGUCAGCAUAGUCUCUCUGAAGCAGUGACUAUGUACUGUAAUCAAUAAAUAAUAAUGCCCUUGUCCACCGUGGACCAUGCCACGUGCCCCCCUUGUCAGAGUUGACGGGGCAGGGGUCCACUAGGGGUAGACAAAACCACAUUUCCAAUUCCCUGUAAAGCGUGACCUCUUGUGUCAGCGCCGCUCUGCUCUGUGUUUCUACAUUUUGUCCUCACAAGGAAUUGGUUGACAUUGACAAGAUGAUUUGUUUUUUUUUAUGAAUGAACACAUAAAAGUCAUACCAUGAACAACCCUUGCACAACUUUGAUCCAGUUGAUUGACUGAAUGUACCGUACGUAUGUUCCCCCUGCAAAUCCUCUACCAUCAAGACGAAACAGAAUUAAAAUGGUCUCCGAUGUAUCAAAUCUAUUGUGUUAAACUGUUAUUGUAGACAUGGCGGAUUAAUA
Messenger RNA from Engraulis encrasicolus (European anchovy), 3544 nucleotides. It is a transcript of the gene tmeff1b, whose product is annotated as transmembrane protein with EGF-like and two follistatin-like domains 1b. The transcript is spliced from 11 exons. The coding region runs from base 597 to 1739 and encodes 380 amino acids. Gene Ontology annotation, cellular component: plasma membrane. The record is from RefSeq and is a predicted model, not a curated record. Lineage: Eukaryota; Metazoa; Chordata; Actinopteri; Clupeiformes; Engraulidae. Gene Ontology annotation, molecular function: protein binding.